GUCAAGACUGCCUAUGAAUUGUAUGAACACUGGAUAGUGAUAAUAGGGAUGGCAAGAGACACUCUAAUUUUAGCACAAGAAAAACAAGCAAAAUAUUAUGAUAAAGGUUAUAGAGAUCUAGAAAUUCAAAAAAGAGACCAG
Molecule: messenger RNA, 141 nt
Organism: Racocetra persica
Lineage: Eukaryota; Fungi; Glomeromycota; Glomeromycetes; Diversisporales; Gigasporaceae
Source: the annotation of a GenBank genome assembly